This is a messenger RNA of Gossypium arboreum, 2026 nucleotides long. RefSeq lists its product as uncharacterized. The transcript has a single exon. Bases 467 to 1777 code for a protein of 436 amino acids. The record is from RefSeq and is a predicted model, not a curated record. NCBI's taxonomy places the organism in Eukaryota, Viridiplantae, Streptophyta, Magnoliopsida, Malvales, Malvaceae.
GAUAUUUCAGGGCUUUGCUUAUAAUUGUUAUGAUUGUGAGUUUGAUCUGCACAUCAAUUGUGCUUUGAUUCAAUCAUCCAUUGCUGCAAAUUUUCCUAAUUCUUUGCAUCCCCAUCCUUUACACUUCAUUCAAAACCAUAACAAGGAAGUCGAGCCUGAUUGCACCGGUUGUCAAAAACCAAUAUCUGGUCCAUUUUACUAAUGUUCAGAUUGCACGGUUCCAUUUAAGCUUCAUAAGGAAUGUGCUGAACUACCGCUUGAGAUUAAUCACCCCUCUGACCGUAAGCAUCCUCUUACUCUCUUGCCACAACCGCCUACUCAUCCCCAGAAAUGUAGUUGCUAUUUGUGCAGAAUCCAAUGGAAGGGGUUUGUUUAUUCCUGCUCUCUAUGCAACUUUGAUCUUUCACUUGAUGAUUUUCUUUUUUCACCACCAACAAUCACAGUUGCAAGUCAUGAACACCCGUGGAUGCUUGUAUCUAGAAAAAUGUCGUUUGUUUGUGAUUUUUGCGGCACUGACGGGGAUCACUCCCCUUAUCACUGUGAUACAUGUGUACUUUUUGUCCACAAGAAUUGCAUUUCAUUGCCACGCCACAUCAUGAUAACACGACAUCGUCACACGAUUUCUCUUUGGUAUUCUUUUCGACAGAAUCAAAUUGAGGAUUGGAUGUGCAAAAUUUGUUACGAAGAAGUUGAUAUAAGUUAUGGUCAUUACCGUUGUCCUGCUUCUCGUUGCUGUUAUAUUGCUCAUGUACGAUGUGCAACUGAUAAAGCAAUAUGGGAUGGAAGAAUUAUGCCGAAAGGCUAUGAUGAGAGGUCCGGGGAAGUGCGGCAUGAACCUUUGAAUUUGAUUACUGACAUCGUUGAACAAAUUCGUAUUGGAGAGCUAGUGGUAGCAAGUGAGAUAAAGCAUUCCUAUCAUGAUCAUAAUUUAAGACUCACGUUUAGUGGGAAGACCAAAGAUGACGAUAGUCAGUGUGAUGGGUGCAUGAGACCUAUAUCAACUCCUUUUUAUGGUUGUGAGCAAUGCAAGUUCUUUCUCCACAAAGAUUGCGCUAAAUUGCCUAAACAAAUGCCACACCCAUUUCACAAGCAUUUACUUACUCUCUCAAACACACACAAUGAGGAUGGUUAUUCAUGGUGCAGUGCUUGUGAUCGUUGGUAUCAAGGAUUUCAAUACCAAUGCUGUGAAGGAGAUUGCAGCUUCGAAAUUGACAUUGAAUGUAUGUUAUUGUCAGAAACCUUGAAGCAUCCAAGUCAUGAUGAGCAUUCACUCUUUCUUGUCCACAACAAACAGGAAACGAGUUGCAGUGCUUGUUUCAAAAGACUAGACUCAGGGGAUGUUGCAUAUAGAUGCAUGAAGCGCUGUGAUUUCAGUUUAGAUGUAGGUUGUGCAACACUACCACUCACUGCUUGGUACAAGUAUGACAGGCAUCCUCUUACUUUAACUUAUUCUGAUGAUUCUGAGCCUUCUCAACUUUACUGUGAUCUCUGCGAGAAAGAAAGAGAGCCAAAUUGUUGGUUUUACUAUUGUGCUGAUUGUGAUAACUCUCUUCAUCUCAAUUGUGCUAUUGGGGAUCUCCCAUAUAUGAAGCUUGGGAACAAAUUCAAAUAUUAUCGUCAUAAACAUCCAUUCACUGUUGUGAAAAACAUCUGGAAUGGCCCUCCAUGUAAGGGAUGUCGUGAGGUUUGCAAUGGGCAGGCCCUAGAAUGUAAAGAAUCUGAAUGCAACUUUACCGUCCACAGAGAUUGCCUUUGGAGACUCAAUCGAAUCAUUUGAAUGAUAUUCCACUCAAGUUUAAGAAACAGAGAAGACGUAAGAUGAGAGGUGUGUAGUGUUCUGUGGAAGGGUGUAGCAGAUUUGGUAAAAAUGUGUGAUGGCCUUAGUUGUUGUAAUCUGCAUUAUGUUAUGUUUAUGAUAGUUGUUUGAGCAGUAGAAUGUUGUGUUAGAUGAAACAUGAUUUGUAACUACACAUCUUUAUCUUUCAUUUUUCUAUUCGAUUCUUGUCCUUUCAACUUUUAUCUAAAA